UCAUAUAUAAACAAGAACACGCGAUAUUUUUAUUAUUCGAACUGCGUUACAAGAAGAAAAUGGCGUCACCAACUAAAUCUCCAUCCAAAAAACCCGCCGUCAAGAAAGCACCCAGACUUCACCCCUCCUUCCUGGAUAUGGCCGUGGAAGCCAUCACUGCCAGCACAGACUCUAAGGGCGCAUCCGUACCCUCCAUACGAAACUACAUCACAGAGAAAUACAAAACUGUGGACCCCACGACAGUUAAAUUUCGAUUGAAGCAGGCGCUGACUUCGGCGCUCGAGAAAAACGUGAUCGUUAAGUCCAAGCAGUCGGACGACAGACCCCUAAUGUCCAGUCGGUAUAGGAUCAACAAAGCGAAGCAGGCAGCAGAGAAGAAAAAGAAAGCUAAGGCCGAGGAGAAGGAGGGGACAAUGGAGAAACCGGUAAAGGAAAAGAAAAAGAAGGAACCCGCGGCAAAGAAAUCUCCCGCCGCAAAGAAAUCGCCCGCGCCCAAGGCCAAGAAACCGGCCAAAGAGAAAGUCAAGAAAUCGCCAGCCAAAAAGAAAGCUACAUUGACGAAGAAAAAGACCCCAGUCAAAGUGGCAAAGCCAAAGACGCCGAAAAGACCUCAGAGUGCAAAGAAAAUCAAAACAUCAAAGUGAACAGCGAUCACAUAAAUGUACAUACCUGAGUGCGCGUAACGUGUGGUUCUAUAAACAUGCAUGUGUGUAACUGGACGGUGAAGGUGCUCUAAUUUAUUAAUAGUGCGGAAGAUUGACUGCGAUAUGGUUUUAUUUUAUUUGUUUUUAAUCUACUGAUUGCAAAUGGCUGCAUUAUAAACUUAGUAUUUGAAUAUUUUUAAAUAAACCUGUAAUUUUUAUACAAAA
Messenger RNA from Magallana angulata, 869 nucleotides. Its product is annotated as sperm-specific protein PHI-2B/PHI-3-like. The record is from RefSeq and is a predicted model, not a curated record. Gene Ontology annotation, biological process: nucleosome assembly. The coding region runs from base 60 to 644 and encodes 194 amino acids. Gene Ontology annotation, molecular function: DNA binding; structural constituent of chromatin. Gene Ontology annotation, cellular component: nucleosome. Lineage: Eukaryota; Metazoa; Mollusca; Bivalvia; Ostreida; Ostreidae. The transcript has 2 exons.